This is a messenger RNA of Ctenocephalides felis (cat flea), 1563 nucleotides long. RefSeq names its product glycoprotein endo-alpha-1,2-mannosidase-like. The record is from RefSeq and is a predicted model, not a curated record. Gene Ontology annotation, cellular component: Golgi apparatus. The transcript has 2 exons. Bases 226 to 1563 code for a protein of 445 amino acids. Gene Ontology annotation, molecular function: alpha-mannosidase activity. NCBI's taxonomy places the organism in Eukaryota, Metazoa, Arthropoda, Insecta, Siphonaptera, Pulicidae.
CAAAAUAAAUAUUAGUUGAGAGAAAGCUCAAAUCAUAAAUGUGUUUCUUGUCUGCUGUGCACAUUGUAGAAUGUACAAUGGCUUGUUGUCACCUGUUGUGUACUUGCCAAAUGUCAAAUUAUGUGAGCAUGAUGUUUACCGGCGACGUAUUAAAAUAUCUCUUUGAGCAAUUAUAAUUAUUUAUUUACAAAUUAUUUUUAAAGUGUGUUAAAUUUAAGUAUAAUUAUGAACUUUCGCGCUUUAACAAUUAGACUUAGAAGAUACUUUUUCUACUUAAGUUUAUCAACGAUUGUGUUUUUGACAUAUAUUUUGAUUCAAAACUAUGACUAUCCUAAACAGAAAUUAUUAAAAAAGGGUACUACAACUACAGAGACUAUAAUAGAGUUUAAUAAAAAUUCUGCAACUGCAGAAAUAGAGGAAUACGACAGAUAUAAAUAUAGGAUUAGAGUUAUUAAAGAAAAGAUAAAAAGGCUUUCCUAUACUAGUGAUAAAUUGUCAAUACAACAUAAUGAUCAAUUAACUAAUGUUAGUUAUAAAAUUCACGCAUUUUAUUAUGCUUGGUAUAAAAGCAUAGAUUUUGAUGGUGCUUGGGCUCAUUGGAACCAUAAAUAUCUACCUAACUGGAAUAAAAAUGAUUUAAAAAAAUAUCCAGUUGGUGCUCAUAAUCCACCUGAAGAUAUAGGCUCUAAUUUUUAUCCGCAAUUGGGUUGUUAUAGUUCUAACGAUCCACAAAUUAUUAGAUCUCAUAUGAAAUACUUUAAAGUAGCAGGCAUAGGAGUUUUGGUUUUAUCAUGGGCUCCACCAAAUUUUGAAGACUCACCUGAUAACAAUUUGAAACAAAUUUUAGAUAUUGCUCUUGAAAAUGAUAUUAAGGUUUCUUUACAAAUAGAACCAUACAAAAAUCGAAAUCCUGAAAAUUUUGUUAAAUUUUGGAAAAAUUUCAUACUCAAAUUUGGAGAUCAUGAAGCCCUCUAUAAAAUUAAAAACAAGAGAUUUAAUAUACAUUUACCUUUAACUUACAUGUAUGAUUCAUAUCUCAUAGAAUCUAAUGACUGGAAAUCAAUUUUUUCAAAGAGUGGUUUAAAUACUAUUCGUGGAACAAAAUAUGAUGGCAUAUUUUUAGGAUUACUUGUUGAUGCCCAACAUAAGACCCAUAUAAAACGUUCUGCAUUUGAUGGUUUCUAUACUUAUUUUGCCUCCAAUGGAUUCUCUUAUGGUAGUUCUUGGAAGAACUGGAAUUCCUUGAACAGAUUUGCAAAACAAAAUAACUUGAUAUUCGUACCUUCAGUUGGUCCAGGAUAUAUUGAUGUCAGAGUUCGACCAUGGAAUAGUGCAAACACAAAGGAUCGUUCUCAUGGAAGAUACUAUGAAACAGCUUGGCGUUCUGCUGUUAAGAGUGGAGUGUCAUUUAUAUCUAUAACAAGUUUUAAUGAAUGGCAUGAAGGAACCCAGAUUGAACCGGCUGUUUUUACCUCAGGUUAUACCAGUUAUGAUCCAGAAGAAUCAAACUAUUACCUAAACUUAACACGACAGUUCAUAAAACAAAUGCCAUUCAUUGGUUAA